Messenger RNA from Aspergillus pseudotamarii, 1772 nucleotides. Its product is annotated as kinase-like domain-containing protein. Bases 1 to 1584 code for a protein of 527 amino acids. Lineage: Eukaryota; Fungi; Ascomycota; Eurotiomycetes; Eurotiales; Aspergillaceae. The transcript has 5 exons. Gene Ontology annotation, cellular component: mitochondrion. The record is from RefSeq and is a predicted model, not a curated record.
AUGAGGGAGGGGAAAAGCAGAAUGUCGAAAAUGGCUUCGGCACCCUCUAAGCUCAUAUCCAGGAAUAUAUCCCUGUCCUGUCGUGGGCAGCCUAUCCAAUCCGAGCAACUGUUUGAGUACACAAAUGGUCGUUUUCUUGCGAACGAGGGCCACGAAAGGUCAAAACGAUAUGCACGAUUUAACCUUGACGCCCUUUGCACUCUAGUUUCUUCUUUACCCACCGUUUCUUCUCCCAUCUCCAAAAUCGAUAAUAUGGAGGGUUACUUCAAUAAAGCCAUGUUGAUGACAGCAGAGAAUGGAAAGGAAAUCAUUGCCAAGAUACCAUGUCCCCAGGCUGUUCCUCCAGAAUCUCGUACCUCAAUCCCUGCUCUUAAGGCUAUUGCCUGGAGCUCUGAUUCCUCUAAUCCGGUUGGCUCGAAGUACAUAUUACUAGAGAAAGCCGAUGGCAGACAGCUGGUUGAUGUAUGGGGUGACAUGGAUCAACUUCAACGCUUCCAACUAAUUAAAAACCUGGCCCGGUUGGAAGGCGAACUUACGUCUAUGGAGUUUCCAGGCUAUGGCAAUCUGUAUUUCAAUCGUCCAGCUUCUCAUCACUCUGGUCAAGCGAUACCCGUAGACGAUGAAUAUUGCCUUGGCCCAGCCUAUAAUGCGUCUUGGUUUCCACAAUCCAAUAAAGGAUGCCAUUCAGGUCCAUGGAAGAGCAUUUCGGAUCUCGGCCUUUCGCUGGCCAGCCGUGGUCUUGGACACAUACAACGUUCCACACUCGUCACUCGUGGCCCUCAUUUUGGCACUAAGGUCGAACAUUCUCGGAUUUUGGAAGCUGCUAUGGAUGUAAUUCCAAAAUUGGCAGGCCAUCCUACUAUACAGCGCUAUUCUAGACCAACACUAUGGCAUGGUGACCUUCAUCUAGGAAAUAUUUAUAUUUGCGACCAAGAUCCCACUGAUAUCGUCGGCAUUAUCGAUUGGCAAUUUAUGUCCAUUAUGCCUGCAUUUAUGCAAGUCCAGUGGCCAUAUUUCCUUUCCCCGCCUGAGAAUUAUGAAACAGGGCUAGUUAAGCCCGAGCUACCUCCGAAUUUCGACGCUAUGGACUCGGAUGAGAAAGCCUUUGCGAUGACAGAGAGGGAUCAAGCCCUACUCUCCAAGUGCUAUGAAGCGGCACUUACGAAGCAGCACCUUCAGUCGUAUUUUGCCUUGACUCGAGUCGACUCAGCUAUACGGCACCUGUUCACAUCCUGUGGAACCACGUGGAAAGAUGGAAUAAUUCCACUCCGUGACUCCUUGAUCCAAAUUUCAGAACAUUGGAACGAAAUGGGAUUCUCUGGCCCUUGUCCUUUCCCUGUCACAGGUGAUGUCUUAUCAAAGCACAGACUCGAGCUUUCACGGUACAAGGAUUGGCAUAAACUAAAAUCGUACACACAAGAGCUAUUACAAUCAGAUGAUGACGGCUGGGUGCCACCUCAGCUUGAUUAUGACAAGGUCCAAGACAGACAUGCGGAGUUGUUUCAACUUUAUAUGCAGAGGGAAACAGAAGAAAUUUCGGAAGAAGAGGCAAGGGAACUUUGGUUUUACAAAGAAGGGUCUUGAUAUAGCCGAAAACUAUGAAAACACGCGGGGCUUCAUAGGCUUUCUUUGGGUUGGUCGUUGAUGUAUGAGCUAUGCACGUAUAUGCAAAUUGCUGCGUGCGUGAAAGGCAAACCCUGCCCAAUUCGUCAAUUCUUCUUUCAGCCAGGCAGUUUCAAGUUUCCUUACAUAUGUACUCAGCUUGUCCUUCG